AUGAAUGCUAAGUGGUUGAGUCAGGAGAUUGAUAAGUCUUUAAUUGACAAUCCUAAUUUAAAAGUGCAAGACAUACGUAGUAAAGCAUUAAGGAAAUGGAAUACAAAUGUGUCAAUUUCAAAGGCAAGGAGGGCAAAGUUGAUUGCAUCCCGACAACUGGAAGUAGAUUACAAAGAACAGUUUAAAAUGAUGUAUGACUAUGGGCAUGAGGUGUUGAGGCCCAUUGUAUGUUUAGAUGGGUGUUUUAUGAAAGGUCAGUUUAAGGGGGAGGUAUUUACUGCUGUUGGUAGAGACCCAAACGAGCAAAUGCUACCACUAGCCUAUGCAGUUGUAGAAGUGGAAAACAAAGAGACUUGGACGUGGUUUUUGCAAAUACUAAUUGAACACCUAAGGGGAAAUGAAGUCUGUGGGAGGUGCACGUGGAUGUCUGACCAACAAAAGGUUUUGGUCAAGAUCGCACUUCACAGCUGGUCUGCUAGAAAGAUAUUUGAGGUUAGCCACAGUUCAGCCAUUGACAACAAGUUCAAGGUGGACCUGGACACUCAUGACUGUAGCUGCAGAAAGUGGUUGAUCAGUGGCAUCCCAUGCUGUCAUGCAAUUGCAGCAAUGAAUUACUCAAGUUUAGACGCAGAAGAUUUUAUACCUACGUGCUUUAGAAGAUCGACAUAUGAAGAAGUUUAUGCCUCCAUAAUUUACCCUGUCAAUGGCCAUUUGCUAUGGGAAAGAACGCCCUAUCAUGAUGUAUUGCCACCAAUUAAGCGGAAGUUACCUGGGAGGCCCAAGAAAAAAAGGAGGUUGGAGGCAUGGGAGCUCACUAAAGAUGACACUCAAAUGCAUGUUGGUGGGCACAUCAAGAAAUGUAGCAUAUGUCGUCAGAGGGGUCACAACAAAAACAAUUGUCCUUUAUGUCCUCAACCAACAGAAACAACAGAAAAUCAACCAUCACAGCCAUCACCAAGUACCCAAUCCUCUGGAUCAUCGCAGGAACAACCAAGUACCUAA
Vigna radiata var. radiata (mung bean) is the source of this 1002-nucleotide messenger RNA. RefSeq lists its product as uncharacterized. The record is from RefSeq and is a predicted model, not a curated record. The transcript is spliced from 4 exons. Gene Ontology annotation, molecular function: zinc ion binding. NCBI's taxonomy places the organism in Eukaryota, Viridiplantae, Streptophyta, Magnoliopsida, Fabales, Fabaceae. Bases 1 to 1002 code for a protein of 333 amino acids.